Racocetra persica is the source of this 232-nucleotide messenger RNA. Lineage: Eukaryota; Fungi; Glomeromycota; Glomeromycetes; Diversisporales; Gigasporaceae. The record is from the annotation of a GenBank genome assembly.
AUGCCACCACCAUUAGGAGAACAUGUAACUCAUAUAUUAUUAGCAGAAUUCGAUAUCGAUAAAGGUUCUUCUCUUGCACAUCAAUAUCCUGAGCCCACCGGUACGGAUGAGCAUCUAUUGGCGGAGUUAAUGUUACCAGAUGGUGCUCAUUUACGUACCGAAGAUUGGACUGUGUUCUUUUUAAACCAAACUGUUCCAGAUCCUGAUAAAAUUUCAAUUAACCUAAAUCCUG